Aplysia californica (California sea hare) is the source of this 1522-nucleotide messenger RNA. RefSeq lists its product as uncharacterized. Lineage: Eukaryota; Metazoa; Mollusca; Gastropoda; Aplysiida; Aplysiidae. The record is from RefSeq and is a predicted model, not a curated record.
GAGCACAACGCCACUGUCCUUGAAACCAUUCUAAGGACAGUACAGGAACUCCACACGGAGAGUCUAAAGAGCAACAGACGGAUGUCGUGCCUGGAGAUGACAGUGAAAAGUCUGGUGGACAGGGCCUCUCCAAGCCCUGGAAGCCCCACGGCCGCCCAGACCCCCGGUACCUCUGAGUUGUCGGCCAAGGAGGAAAUCCUAACAGAAAUUCUUCACACCUCCCAUGAUUUAAAGUCUAAAUUGGAUAAGGGGUUUGGUGACCUUCUUUUCCAGCAACGUACACACCACCGUGACGUCACUGCUUCCCUUCAAAACACCAAGGCUUUGGUGACGUCACAACCUGGUAAAACGACACACGAUGUCUCCGCUGAAAUAGACAACCUGUCGAAAAAAAUCAACCAAAAUAGCGCAAAGAUCCAAGACUUUAGUUCAACAAUCGCCCGUCUCAUAAAUAUAACCACUUUCUCCAAUACAAAAACAAAACAAGAAUUAGAUAGGCUAUGCAAAUCUGUGAAUGACACACAGGCACGACUGAAGGAGCUUCGCGACACAUCCAGGAAACAAGUAGACUCACUGGGGAGCAUACGGCAGGAUUUUGACACGAAGGGGCGGGUUUUGAAACUGCUGAGGGCAGACAGUAGAUGGGUGAUUGACCAGCUUAUCGCCGAAGGACAGUUAAUCCGAGAGGUGGUACUGAAAAAAAGACACGCGCUCAAAACGUACUCGUGUGACUUCUUCAUCACAAACUUUAAGACUUGGGUGGGAAUGGGGCAACAUCUCUUCAGCCGGCUCUGGUAUAUAGACCAGGCCCAGACCUAUGUGAAGGGUUGCGUGAUGUUUAGUGAUGACAAGACAAUGAGCGUGUAUCUGGUUCAUGGACGGUACCCACGCACUGUGGGUGUGGCGGGCCGGACUGGGUCAGACGUUAGGGUAAGUGUGGCCGCGGUGAGAGAGAUAGGGACAGGGGACAACUGGGAGCUGGGGAGUGGGGUGAUGAGUACUGAUGAGACGAAGAUCGGCACUCAGAACGACGGCUGGAUAAGUGUCAGUGGAUGUCUUGUGAACAAGUCCCUGGCUUGUGAUGAGCUGUUCAAACGCGGGUUUGUGACUUGGGACAAAGUUCUUCUCCGUUAUACCAUCACGGUACAGUAGUGGGUGAUAGAAGAAGUAAGUGUCGGGGGAGAGGAGAUGUAGACAGACAGACAGACAGACAGACAGACAGACUCUUAGAUUGUAAUACACGAGCAGGCCGACAAACCUGUCUGUCUCUCCGUCAGGCAGGAGAGUUACCAGUCGACCACCACAUGACCAUAGUUUUAGUGUAUCAUUCAGUCAGUCAGUUAAGCAAAAGCUCCAACGCUAACUUCACCUUUCUCAGGAGCUGAGUCAGUCUUUCUGUGGGCUCAUCUGUCAGUCACUUAGACAAUCACUCCCUCACCUAGCAGACAGUUGUCAACACGUAACCAAGCAACCAUGUAAUCUAUCACACACACACACACAAACACACACACACACACGCACA